Messenger RNA from Grosmannia clavigera kw1407, 885 nucleotides. RefSeq names its product u3 small nucleolar ribonucleoprotein imp4. The transcript has 3 exons. Lineage: Eukaryota; Fungi; Ascomycota; Sordariomycetes; Ophiostomatales; Ophiostomataceae. Gene Ontology annotation, molecular function: rRNA primary transcript binding; snoRNA binding. The record is from RefSeq and is a predicted model, not a curated record. Gene Ontology annotation, biological process: rRNA processing. Gene Ontology annotation, cellular component: Mpp10 complex; nucleolus; small-subunit processome. The coding region runs from base 1 to 885 and encodes 294 amino acids.
AUGCUUCGCAAAACCGUUCGGCAGCGGAGAGAUUAUCUCUACCGCAAGGCUAUGAUCUUGAAAGAAGCCGAAAUUAACGAAAAGCGCGCGAAACUGCGGAACGCCAUCGCUCAAGGUCGGCCGCUUGAAAAGAGCAUUGCGAGCGACAAAGCCCUCAGGAAAGAUUUUGCCUACGACGAGUCACGUCCAGAUCUGAAUGCGGAUGAGCAAUUGGAUCUCGAUGACGAAUAUGCGCAGUUGAGCGGCCUUGUCGACCCCCGAGUGCUGGUGACGACGUCGCGGUCCUCGUCUACACGCUUGACAGCGUUCAGCAAAGAAAUGCGGCUGUUAUUGCCGACAUCCAUUCGAUUAAAUCGCGGCAACAUGAUUUUGGAUGAUUGUGACUUGUGUAUGCUCUUCCCACCAAACUAUCUCAUGUACGAGGACCUCACUGACAACGGCCGCAGCAUCUCGCAUCUGCCUCAUGGCCCGACAGUCUCGUUUUCGCUUCACAACGUCCUCAUGCGCGGCGAUAUCCCCGGCAGCAUUCGCGGAAGCGUCUCCGAAGCGUAUCCUCAUCUCAUCUUUGAAGGCUUCACGAGCCGCCUGGGCAACCGGAUCUGCAAGGUGCUCAAACACCUGUUUCCGCCUCGCGACCCCAUCACCAGCAAAACAAAGCUAUCAAACCGGGUUGUAGUGUUCAAGAAUAUCGAGGACGUCAUUGAGUUACGGCACUAUGUUUAUGUAAAAACUGCAUACGACAAAGUGGAGUUGUCGGAGGUGGGACCUCGGAUGUCGAUGAAGCUCUUUGAGGUUCGCAACGGCACGCUUGAGAAUAAGGAUGGCCACGUUGAGUGGCACCUGAACCAGUUCACGCGGACAAGUCGGAAGAAGGACUACCUGUGA